ACUCAAGAAGAGGAGGGAGACAGUGGAGGAUCCUCCUCUUACCAGUUGUAAGCUGUGAAGAGGAACAGACCAGGUGGAGAAGAUAGCAGUUCUGUUCCCUCGACUGCAUCAUUUCAUACGAGUGAGAAGCAACACCUUACGAAAAGCUUUCCCCACUGGAAGAGGCGAUUGAAUGUGAAACCCUGAAAGCUUUUAGGACUCAAAGGAAUGACCAACUUAGAAAGGGGAAGGAGGCCCAGAGAGAAGGCUGUCUGACGGCAAGAGACGGGGGAGGAGAAGGAGUAGCACCGAGGGACGGGAGAAGGGGACGAUGGGCAAAGAAGCUCCUGCCCUGAAGUCCAGGCGUCAUUCUUGCUUCUGCUUCACUGCCUCUGUAAUUAGGCUGCUUCCCCAAACAUGAUUUGCAUCCUGUCUGUGACUCUUUACUGAGUCAGUUCCUGGGUACUGCAGACUCACUACGCCCCUCCUCUUGGGGCCCAGGAGAGACGGCUUCACCAUGCUGAAUUCGAAGCUACUGGGACUGCUGCUUCUUUGUCUCCUUGCAGGAGGCAUCACAGGCAGCAAUGACCACCCUUUGCCACCAGCCCUGGAGGCCCUUGAAGAAGAGGGGGCACCACCAUGGCCACAGGGCCCUCCAAUCCCUGGUGAUCCCUGGCCCGGGAUACCUCCUGUUUUUGAAGAUCCUCCACCACCAGGACCUAGUCGUAGAGACCUGCCUGACAGCGGAGUCUGGCCCCCUGAGCCCCCUAGAACAACUACUCCCCAACCUCCACGGCCUGAUGACCCCUGGCCUGCUGGACCCCAACCCCCUGAGAAUCCCUGGCCUCCUGGCCCUGAGGUAGAUGAGCCAGACCUUGAUCCACCCAAGGAGGAAUACAGAUAAUUGGGUGUUCUCAAUCUCCCUUUCUCCCACCCAUAAGGCCUAGUUCAUCUAAUACAUCUUCCUCAUUCCCCUGGACCAGUAAUCUCUCUGUGCCUCAAUACCGCCUUAUCUUUUCCCUUCUGACUCCACUAUCCUCCCAGAGAUUUACUCUUUCCCUCCAUUUUUACCUCAAUUCCUGUUGGUCACCCCCAAAGCACAUCCCUGUCUCAUAUUCUGCCCUCUCCUUCCGUACCAGUUCUUCCAGAAUCUCCACAACUGGGAUGGCACAGAGUUGUGUUUUCUGCCACCAUUUGGUGGCUGUGACAGAGAGGUGAAGAUGGACAAUACCAGAACUUCCAUGAAAUGGAAAAA
Messenger RNA from Trichosurus vulpecula (common brushtail), 1234 nucleotides. RefSeq names its product psoriasis susceptibility 1 candidate 2 (gene PSORS1C2). NCBI's taxonomy places the organism in Eukaryota, Metazoa, Chordata, Mammalia, Diprotodontia, Phalangeridae. The record is from RefSeq and is a predicted model, not a curated record. The transcript has 5 exons. Bases 497 to 883 code for a protein of 128 amino acids.